Messenger RNA from Pecten maximus, 1320 nucleotides. Its product is annotated as protein eyes shut homolog. NCBI's taxonomy places the organism in Eukaryota, Metazoa, Mollusca, Bivalvia, Pectinida, Pectinidae. Bases 598 to 1320 code for a protein of 240 amino acids. The record is from RefSeq and is a predicted model, not a curated record. The transcript is spliced from 5 exons.
UUGAUUGGCAACGUUCCGUAUCAAUAGAUUUAAAUAUGCUUCAGUCAGGCUAGGUAUACCACAUCAUUAUAUAUCAAAACUCAUCCCGGUGAUUCUCAAGAAAUAAUUAUAUAUGUAACAAAUUUCAACCAUCAAAAUCAAAGAUAGCUGUCCGGCGUCUAUCUUCUGCAAAAUCAGAAUAUGUAAGUUCCGGUUGGACCGUGGUGGUACCCAUCUGGAAACGUGAAAUAACGAAUAGAUGGCUACAUUUGAUUUUGACAGUUGAAAGUUGCCGUUUAUAAGUUCUUCUUAGAUCAUUUUUGGAAUUAAUAUGCUAAGUCCCAACUUAUCACAUGAUUUAGAAGAAAAAAAGAGAAUAUAUCGGUCUAAAACGAGUAUUGAACCAACCAAAUGCAAGAACCAUUAUACGUGUACGUGAAUUUCGAAUCGUCUGUCAAUCAGAUAAAAUGAUGACGAUACGCAGAAAAAAUGUUCAUAAUGAAGCUCAAGAAUCCACACAGUAAGACAAGCAUACAGAUAUAUUAUAUUUCGAUUCAAUAUUGAAGAUGAUUUGAAAUGACUUAUGACGGCGUUAUGUAAUGCCUUAUUUUGGUAAUUAUGGAUUCAGGGGGAAUUAGCGUUAACACUGGAUGGGGAGAGGCAGCAUAUAGUUGCACAAAUGCGGAUAGUUUUCCUCGUCCAGUACCUGAUACAUGUACGUUUGAUUCCUCGACUUGGUUUGGAGGUUUUCGCCGUCUGCAGUAUGUCCCAGGUUCAACUGACGGCAUCUUUUGUAAAAGAUUAUCUUAUGCCGGUGGAAACGACAACCCGUCUUAUAGGGAAGUCAGUUGUGACAUUUCAUUAAAGUUUUACUGCCGAUUUAUAGAGUCGGGAUAUAACGAGACAUGUGACGUCAACAUACAUUCUUCCUGUGAUACCAGAUUCAUCUGUUCUGACCGUGGUGGUUCUCCCAAGUGUCUGUGCCCUGAGGACAAGUACUUGGAUAAUACAUUAGGAAUUUGUAAGAAAAGGAGAACAUAUGACCAAAGUUGUGACGUCAGCGCAAUCAAUGUCUGUGAAGAACAGCUAUCAUGUCAAGCUGUCGACGGGGCCUAUAAAUGUCUCUGUAAUGCAGAUUGGUACUGGAACCCAACCGAUUACGAAUGUGAUAAAGCUAAGUCAUACGGUCAGGAGUGUGAUGUUAAUAUCGCAGGCGUUUGUCUGGAAAUAAUGGUGUGUCAACGUCUUGGUGAGACGUACAUGUCUUUUUGUUCGUGUGGCGAUCAGCAUUAUUUGAAUGGAGAGACACCGGUAUGUCUACCAGGUAUGAGAUUAACAUGA